Cydia splendana is the source of this 1852-nucleotide messenger RNA. RefSeq names its product potassium voltage-gated channel protein eag-like. Gene Ontology annotation, biological process: potassium ion transmembrane transport; regulation of membrane potential. The transcript has 9 exons. NCBI's taxonomy places the organism in Eukaryota, Metazoa, Arthropoda, Insecta, Lepidoptera, Tortricidae. Bases 266 to 1852 code for a protein of 528 amino acids. Gene Ontology annotation, cellular component: plasma membrane. Gene Ontology annotation, molecular function: voltage-gated potassium channel activity. The record is from RefSeq and is a predicted model, not a curated record.
UGCAUUACUCGUAGUAUUUUUUUCUUUUAUGCCUAAGUUUGAACGACGUUGCAGUUCUUAUUGCCAAGAAUGAAGAAGGCUGGCCCUAACUCAACAACAGUAUAGCCGUGUGUGCGUUGAGCUGGUGAUGGUGGUGCAUUCCAGACGCAGAAGCGGUGCUGCCCCAUGUCCUGACGGCCCGGCGUCGGCGAUCCUCGCGCGGCGGAGACAGAGAGGCGUGGGGGCGCUUGCGCGGGGCAUGUGAGCGCGCGGGCGCAGCCGCGGCAUGCCGGGCGGGCGCCGGGGGCUCGUGGCCCCGCAGAACACGUUCCUCGAGAACAUCAUCCGCCGCUCCUCCAGCCAGCCAGACAGCAGCUUUCUGCUGGCAAACGCGCAGAUCGUGGACUACCCCAUCGUGUACUGCAACGAAACCUUCUGCAAGAUGAGCGGCUACAACCGCGCGGAGGUGAUGCAGAAAUCAUGCCGCUGCGCGUGGAUGUACGGCGAGCUAACGGAGAAGGAGGCGGUGGAGCGCGUGGACCGCGCGCUCGACCACCACCUGGCGGAUCAGUUCGAGAUACUGCUCUAUAAGAAGAACCGAACCCCAUUAUGGCUGCUGGUGCACGUGGCGCCGAUCCGCAACGAGCGCGAGCUGGUGGUGCUGUUCCUGCUCACCUUCCGCGACAUCACGGCCCUCAAGCAGCCCAUCGACCAGGACGACCCCAAGGGAGCGGGGCUGUCAAAAUUCGCGAAGCUGGCGCGCUCCGUCACGCGCUCGCGCUCCGUGCUAGUGUCCGCGCUGCCGGCCCUCAAGGAGCCGCAGCGGCAGAGCCACCUCGCGCAUGUGAUGUCGCUGUCCGGCGACGUGCUGCCGCAGUACCGGCAGGAGGCGCCCAAGACCCCUCCGCACAUCCUGCUACACUACUGCGCCUUCAAGGCCAUCUGGGACUGGAUCAUCCUUUGCCUCACCUUCUACACCGCAAUCAUGGUCCCAUACAACGUAGCCUUCAAGAACAAAACCUCCGAAGAUGUCUCCUUAUUGGUUAUCGACUCCAUCGUCGACGUCGUCUUCUUCAUCGACAUCGUGCUCAAUUUCCACACCACGUUCGUGGGCGCCGGCGGAGAGGUCGUCAGCGACCCCAAGGUCAUCCGCAAGAACUACUUCAAGUCGUGGUUCCUGAUCGACCUGCUGUCGUGCCUGCCGUACGACGUGUUCAACGCGUUCGACCACGACGAGGACGGCAUCGGCAGCCUGUUCUCGGCGCUGAAGGUGGUGCGGCUGCUGCGGCUCGGGCGCGUGGUGCGCAAGCUGGACCGCUACCUGGAGUACGGCGCGGCCAUGCUGAUCCUGCUGCUGUGUUUCUACAUGCUGGUGGCGCACUGGCUGGCGUGCGUGUGGUACAGCAUCGGGCGCUCGGAUGCCGACUCGGGCCUGCAGUACUCGUGGUUGUGGAAGCUGGCCAACGUGACGCAAACGCCGUACUCCUACGUGUGGUCCAACGAGUCGGACGGGCCCGAGCUGGUGAACGGGCCCUCGCGCAAGACCAUGUACGUGACGGCGCUCUACUUCACCAUGACCUGCAUGACCUCCGUGGGCUUCGGCAACGUCGCCGCCGAGACCGAUAACGAGAAGAUCUUCACCAUCUGCAUGAUGAUUGUAGCAGCGCUGCUGUACGCGACCAUCUUCGGGCACGUCACCACCAUCAUCCAGCAGAUGACGUCGGCGACGGCCAAGUACCACGACAUGCUCAACAACGUGCGGGAGUUCAUGAAGCUGCACGAAGUGCCGAAGGCGCUCAGCGAGCGCGUUAUGGACUACGUGGUCUCCACUUGGGCGAUGACUAAAGGACUGGACACGGAUAAGGUGAGCUGA